Molecule: messenger RNA, 2203 nt
Organism: Drosophila subobscura
Lineage: Eukaryota; Metazoa; Arthropoda; Insecta; Diptera; Drosophilidae
Exons: 1
Coding region: 59-2191 (710 amino acids)
Source: RefSeq, a predicted model, not a curated record
AAACAGAAAUACAAUCAAAAAAUAUAUUAAAAAAAUAUAUUUUAAAUAUUUAUAGAAAAUGCCGCGACAGAGAUCAUAUCUCGCCUCAUUUCUGACCACCAUUGUGCCGCCGAAGAGCGACUCCACUGGUAAUGACGUGGAGCUGAGUUCCACCUCGACCACAGAGCUGUUUGCGCGGACCAAUUCCCUGAAGGAGGUCAGCCAGCAGGAUGGCAAAAAGAUUGUGGAGGACAUAGUCAACAAAAUAUUCGACAGCAAGCUGGGCCUGGCCAACCUGUCCAGCUCGCAGGGUUCGCUGGAUAGCGAAGUGCAAGCGUCCGUGGAGAUGGACAAGCGCCUGAAGCUCUGGUACGACACGCUGCAGGACCGCACACAGACGCAGAUGAGGAUCCAGCGCAAGAUCGGUCGCAAUGCCAACGAAAUGCUCAUCAAUCUGCCCACCACAGUGGAGCAGCGGGACAAGGCCACAGUGCAGCGUCUCAUGGACUAUGCCACACGAAUGAAUCCCACAACGCUGUCCGUCAAGAGACCCAUGGAACUGCCUGCCUACUUUGACUCGAGACAUUGCCAGGAGGUGAACAAGCUGGUGGAGACUCUGCCGCUGGCCGAGAGACAGGGAGCAGCCAAUGUGGAAAUUAUUGGGCUAACCAAUGCCACCAAGCAGGAGAUAAUGGGACCAAUGUACCAUGGGAAAAACUCACACGAGAAGGAGAAGCAAAAGUGGCUUGGCUCCGAGCUGCUGGACGAGAGCAUCGAGAAGAGAUGCGGCGACAUCAAGCGGGUGCUUCAGUUCUAUCCGCAUGUGGACGAUCUCCAGGUGGUGGGCACCAACAUGCAGGAGGUACUGAAUCGCCAGGAGCUGGACGGCGACAACGACAUUGAAUGCCUCUCCACUGAAACUCUCUACAAAAUCAGCAGCAGCACCCAGCAGUCCACGGACCUCGAGCAGGAGGAGGAACAGGCGGAGCUUGAGCAGAUUGGAGAAUGUCCGCCAGAGCCCAUCAUUCCUGCGGUGGCUCUGCGCAUCAACGAUGAGAUAUUCCUUCAGCCCGAACGUCGCAGCCGUGAGAUUGUCAACUGGGACAUUUACUUCGAGUGCCAUCCAUACGAGAACGUGGUGAAGCAGGUCCUGCGCCUGGAGAACGUGGGCCGACAGGUUAUCACCUGCCAGUGGUCCAAUUCGGAGUUCUACAAAAGCAAACCGCAGUUCCUGGGCUCCAACUUUGACACUUUCUUCCUGGAACGCACCAACUUUGCGCUCUUCCCCGGGGAGGUUCAUGAAACGAAAGUGCUGUUCCGGCCACGUCGUUGCCUGGUGCAGAAGCAGCGCUGGGAGCUGCGGGUGUUCCCCAAUGUCUUCUGCAACUAUCGGGACACCAUCGUGCUGAAGCUGCACGGAAAGUGUCUGCCUGCCCCGGAGUAUGCGCGGAAGAUUGAGAAGCAACUGAACCGCGUGCUGGACAAGUCCAAAACACAGAUGGCCCAAAAGGUAACGGAGCUCAAGGCCACUCUGGUGCCCCUCAUCCAGCCCCACGAGCUGCUCUGCCCCUACGAGCGCAUUUUCGAUGAGCGCGAGAUCUUCAACUCCCAGAACGCGGGCUAUCACUGCGAACGCUUCGACGAUCUGGAGGCCCUCAAGAGCCUCUACCAAGCCCUGAAGAAGCCUCGCGAGCCGGAGUGGGAUCUGCGCCUGGAAACGAUCAAAAAGGUAAUCCUGCGCCUGCCCGAAGCGGAGCAGCGGGAGGAGAACUUCAAGAAGCUCGUCCAAGUCAAGUGUUCCCUCAAGUGCGGCUCGGGGGGUGGGGAUUUCAAUGAGUGCCCGCCCCUAUGCGCUGCUCACAGCACUGAGAAGGAUCGAUCUCGAUUGAUUUACGUGCGGGGCAGCAUAGGCAACGGCCUGGAUGAGUGGGAGGAACUGGUCACAUCCCUCGAGCAGAGCUCUCUCAAGUCGGAGCUGGCCUGUUUCUAUGCAGAGUCCCUCGACGAAGGCGAAGAGGAGAACUCGGAGGAGGAGGAGGAGACUAGUCCUCUGCUGCGGCAACUUCGCCGCGACAAUGCCCCGCUCUAUGUUCUACACAAAAUGCGCUCCAAGAAGUACUACCGCGAUGCCCUCUACAUGCAGACCUACACCCAUCUCUGCGACAUGGCCGAGAAUGUGGUGUCCAUCAUAGAGAGCACUCAGUUUUUUUAGGCCAAAAUAGUU